Messenger RNA from Radiomyces spectabilis, 1177 nucleotides. RefSeq names its product sepiapterin reductase. The record is from RefSeq and is a predicted model, not a curated record. Gene Ontology annotation, biological process: tetrahydrobiopterin biosynthetic process. Gene Ontology annotation, molecular function: sepiapterin reductase (NADP+) activity. Bases 371 to 1177 code for a protein of 268 amino acids. Lineage: Eukaryota; Fungi; Mucoromycota; Mucoromycetes; Mucorales; Radiomycetaceae. The transcript is spliced from 5 exons.
UAUGUUAGUCAAAUGAAAUCAAUCCUGCCUUGUACGAGUAACAAGGAGUAUUUGGGUAAUGUUGGUUUCAUGUGAUGGGUUGUUUCGUUUAUUAUUGAUGCUUAGAAUAUGCGUCAAUGAUCGCAUCUCUGUAUGCAGCACAUGAUGAAUGGUGACACAUGUGCUUUCAGUUAUACUGAAAAUUCACAGUAAUGAGUCAAUAGGUAUUAAAAAAUAUGCGACGGUAUUGAGUGUUAGGUUAACUAAAAGGAUAGAAAAAGCAUGGACAAGAUUGCCUAAGAAAGUAUUUUUCAUGGCGGAAAUCGAAAAGUGAGAUACCUUAAAAUGACAAAUUCCCACAGUUAGGCUGUGUUCAGCGAACUCACAUUCGAUGGAGACUCAGAAUCAACAUUCGCUGUUUGUCAUUACGGGUGCCAAUCGUGGUUUUGGCCUUGCCAUUGCCAAGGUGUUGGCAAACAAAGCGACGCACAAGACAACGCUGAUCCUUACUGGACGUGAUAAAGCAGCUUUAACGGACAUUGCUUCAUCGUUGGCAAGGGCAAUCGUCGAUGUUCAUGUUAUUGCAAACGUAUGCCUCGAUGGCGCGUUAUCGACUCAGGAAACGGUUCUAUUUCCACUUGAUUCAUUGAUGACGCGAUUGCAUAGUGCUAAUCGGAUGACGCGUGUGACGUUGAUCAACAAUGCGGGUUCAACGGGAGACCUUGGCAAAAAGGUAAUGGAUUAUGAUCCAGAAGAGAUCCAAAAAUAUAUCAAUCUCAAUAUCGGCUCGUACAUGGCGUUGGUUACAGAUUUUAUCCGACAUUGGCACGGUGAACAAAUGAAUGCUCCUGAAAUCGCCAUUGUAAACAUCUCAUCGUUGAUGGCUGUGCAACCGUUUCCAAACUGGGGACUGUAUGCGAGUGGAAAAUCGGCUCGUGAUAUGUUUUUACGCGUCGUAGCGGCUGAGCACAAAUCGGUGCGGGCAUUAUCGUAUGCACCCGGACCGCUGGACAACGAAAUGCAACGACAAGUGCGCGAAAGUUUGGGUGAUGAAGACCAAAAGACGCUUUUCACCAAAAUGGCCAACGAGGGACAAUUGGUGGAAAUGGAAACUUCGGCUCACAAAUUAAUCUCACUCCUCGAGGACAAUAAGUUUCAAUCCGGGGAUCACAUUGAUUUUUAUGAUACUGUAGAAUAG